UCGUCGUUCCGUUUUUGGUAGGUAGAAUUGUCAUGCGAUCAUGGGUGGCUUUGUUAGUAUCAAGAGACAGAGAUAGACAAAAGGAUCGAGAGACAGACAGAGAGAGAGAGAGAGAGAGAGAGAGGAAAGAGAGAGAAUUGCAGAUAGAGUACGAAGGGCGAAAAAAAGAGGCUUAUUUUACAUUAUAAUACUUUGCAAAUUACUUUGUAUAAAAAUCGUCAUUUUUUUUUAAAUUUAGCUAAAUCGCUGUAAUGUUAUUUCGAUAGAUCGAUGAUGGAACCACUUGUUUUUGCACCUUCGAGACAUAAGAAAACAAUCUUCGCAAGCGCAAACAUUAUUUAUAUAAUCGCAGCCACUUUUUAGCCAUCGUCGCGUUAGAGCUGCUUGCCGUCCGUCAACGUUUAAUUAGCGUCGAAGUUCACAUGAGAGGAUGUAAUUAAACGCUGACGGACAGGCUGUGCUGUACGACGACGGAAAAAAGACGGAUAUCUGCUUAAUUCGCAAAUAAAAAUGCAUUCAAAUAAGUACAUACUGACAAUUGGUCAUAAAAAAAUUACAUUCGUGUCAAAAGCUUUCAUAUAAAAUUCUUGUUUGUCCAAAGUUAACGUAGGUCAUGGUAUUCUCGAGCUUUCUAGAAGUAUACUCAUAGAUAUAAUAUAACGUGCAAGUUUUCCGGCUUACACGUGCGUUUAUGCAUUAUAUGGGUUUACUUCCUAGUGCUUUUCUAAUUUUAACCCUGAUACCUCCUUCCAUCCCGAAAUAAAGCUCAAGUUGAGUACAUUGUAUACGGGCAAAUGAUCGAAGAAAGGAAGUUCAAAGACUCCCAAGAAACUGACCCCUCCUCCGUCUUUCUCUAUGUGAUGUGACUGGAGGCGUGUACAUACACGGUCGAUUUCUCUCUCGAUUAUUUUUGGAGCAAAAGUCAAAAUUCGAGGACAGAGAGUACUGACGUGAAUUUUGUAUAUUCAUGGGAUUACCACUUUUUGGCGCUGCGUGCAGAGACAUGGAAAGCAGAUGUUUUUGUUUUGUCCGCGUUCAUAUAAUACGAAAUAUCCCCUCGUUUCUAUUAUAAUACUUCCUUAACAACAUUAUUAUAAGCACGAUUGCGAAUACGAAUUUUCACCCCAAGGGUUUCGAGGAAAAAAAAUUGUCUCGAAAUCCCCGACUCUUCGUAUAUUGUUUUAGAUCGUAUUUCUCGUGCAUCGGAUCAGAUAAAAAUCGUCAAUGUUCCGAGGCACGCUACUAAAGAGUCACACACAUUUUUUUCCGAGUCAAUAAUUCCGUCUUCGCGGACUUGGUUUCUUGUGCUCUAACUCACGCGCAGAGUCGCGUUCCUCAACAUUUUUAUCUGUUUAUGUUCGUAAAAUUUGCAUACCAAUAUAUACAAGCUCGAGUCGAGUCGCUAGAGACUUUUAACACAGAAACAAAACAAAUACAAUUCGCUGCUUUACAAAGAAUUUCGUGCUAUUAUGUGGAACGUCAUUUACACACAAGCGCUAUCGUCAUUAUACGUCGACAGCUAUGAUCGAACAUUAUGUCUUCAAUCAAUUGAUUUAAUGUACAUGUACAUUUAUAUACACACAGACACGUAUACAUGGGAGAGAUAAAGCUUACACGAGCAAUUACAUUUAAACGAUAGAUGAUGCAAGCUUAAUACGUAAUCUUGCGGGCGUAAUUCAAAGUUUUCCGCUUUCCGCACGGUACCGAUGCGGAAGGAAUCGGAUUUCGCGAAACUUUUGAUCGAAAGUCGUGCGCGCCAGAUACUAUAUCCCAGGCCGACAGACAGCCUGAGAAAGAGCGAUCGCGCAGAAGUUCGAAAGCUGAAAAUUGCCUAGUUAAUUCAACGGGAUCACGCGAAGAGCGUCCGAGAGUUUAAAGCACGAUUGUUUUCGUGUCGUGCAGCAGCAACAGCAGCAGCGCACAUAUAGGUAUAAUCUUACAGUGAGCUUUUCAGCGUGCCGUGCAGUCGAGUGUGUGUCUUUUAAUUAUAGUGUACACGUUAAAUGGUUUGGUGAGCACAUUGAUUUUUUAUGUCACAGCAGAUUCAUCGAUACCUAUUGGAGAGCGACGAUCAUCUGUACCUGCGCACGUUAUACGCACAUUAUAAUGCACACAAUGGCUCAUUGUAGCGUGUCGCGCGCGUAGAUGGUCAAGGGCAAGCAGCCGCGGCGAACCAUAUAAUAAUAUAUAAGUACGAAGUUAUUGUCACCUGGCUCUAUACAUACGAAGCCGCAACGAUGUGUGCAUGUGGAGAGAUGACUGUGCGUACGAUAUUUAAAAUUGAAAGCAGAUGCAGAUAUCUCUGUCUCUCUCUUUAACUCUCGGGCGCGAGUGGGAUUACUUAUGUUGCGCGGCUUAUAUUCGCCAUAGUGCGUAUAUUUCUGUAUAAGCAGCGGGUCAUGAUCGCAUGCAUAAUAACUUGGGCGCUAUUGCACUGACGCAACGUCGACGCGAUCGUUUCGUAUUAUACACACAUAAAAUCAGAUAUAUAUUAUGAAUAUUACGCGUCACAGAGAGAGAGAGAGAGCAGCCUGGAGUUGUAAUAACGACGAAUGCAGCGCGCGACGAUUCUAGAACAAAUUGUUUCGCUCGGCGAGCAUUAUAUACUAUCGAGUUUUGAAAAAAUGUGUGCGUAGAUAACAUCCGAGUGUGCGGCGCGGCUCAUCUCGGAUUACGAUGUAAUAAUAUCAGCGAGUCGUUGUCGUGCGAAUUUAUAUAGCUGCGCGCGCGGACGACCAAGUCGAGAGGACGUCGCGACGCUUUAAUUGACGUUUAAUCGCGUAUAAGCUCGGCUCGCGCUAGAUCGAAUUAUAUCUCGACUUUGUCGUUUUACGAUCGACGCAAUUUACGCGUCACAUGCACUUAUAAUAAUAUACACGUUCCGAGCGGCGCACGUCCACGCGCAACGUUACGAAUCCUCUCGUUGCGCGAGGUGCCUUGGUUAUAAGUGUGUGUGUGCGUUAUUUUUGGAGGAUUAUCAUCGAGACUGGAAAGUGUAUAAUCGUGAGUGCGUUAACGAAUCGUGUAAGCUCGAGAUGUAAGACAAGCCGAAAUCGAUGUUAUUGCGCAGAGAUCGUUGCGUGCGAAAAUCGGAAAUGCAGCAGCGAUUGCGUAAGCGGUACACGUAGUAGUAACAAUACUAAAUUUAUGCUGAAAAUAAAGAUAGCGUGAACAGUGAACACUGUGAACUAGCGACAUCUACCCAUACGACCGAAUUAUACGGCUUGAGUCGGCACAGUGGAUAUCUUAGGCUCAUUGAGCGAAUCAUGUGUCAGUGGACAGUGAACUGUGUGUAUGCAUGUAUAUUCUCACGUGUUCGUAGCUACGCUGUACUGUUUUCGAUACUUCUUAAAAUCUAUUCUUCUGAUCAUUGAGUGAAAGAAUUAAUUGGAAAAUGGAACAACAAACAACGACCAAAAAACCAUUUGAUAAGCGAAAAUAUCGCGAUCAAAAAUACAACAAGAAACAAAAACUCAAGCAAGAACAAGAAAAGAGAAAAACUAUUCUUGUUCGAAAAUUGAGGAAAGAGUUGAAAAAAGAUGACAAAUAUCGUAUGUAUGUUUCUCAAGUGGGUUCCAAAAACGAGAAUAAUGAGACAAAUGAGCAAAAUGACCAAGAUGUACCAAGUCAAAAAAAAGGAAAAAAAUAUAUUCCCUUUUUAUCUGCUAAGCAAGAAUUAAAAAGAAAACAAGAGGAAGCUCAAAGAAAGAAAGAGGAAAUUCUUAAGAGAAAAAAGGAAAAAGAAGAAGCUAUUGAAAAAUACAAACAAAAAAGAAAAGAAAAAAACAUAAAAUUAUCCCAGAAAACAAAAAAAGGUCAACCAAAGAUGCAAGGAAGAUUAGAAAUGUUACUUGAACAGAUUCAAAGCACAAUGGCAUAAAAAUAAUAGUCUCUUUCACCUGUACAUAUUUAGUUAAGUAAUAAAUAGAAUUUUUAUUUUA
Messenger RNA from Trichogramma pretiosum, 3941 nucleotides. RefSeq names its product thyroid transcription factor 1-associated protein 26 homolog. The coding region runs from base 3395 to 3880 and encodes 161 amino acids. The transcript is spliced from 4 exons. Lineage: Eukaryota; Metazoa; Arthropoda; Insecta; Hymenoptera; Trichogrammatidae. The record is from RefSeq and is a predicted model, not a curated record.